This is a messenger RNA of Entamoeba invadens IP1, 678 nucleotides long. RefSeq lists its product as hypothetical. The transcript has a single exon. Bases 1 to 678 code for a protein of 225 amino acids. The record is from RefSeq and is a predicted model, not a curated record. NCBI's taxonomy places the organism in Eukaryota, Evosea, Mastigamoebida, Endamoebidae.
AUGAAGAGAACACCAUGUGAGAAGAGAGUGAGAGAAAUUGUGAAGAGCGGAACGUUCAAGCUUAUAGGUGAGAUGGAUGGAAUUUUAGCAUUUGAGCGAGGAGUUUUUGGGUUUAAAGGCGAAUUCGAAGACAAAACGAGAAUCCCUGAAAUGAAAAUUGAUUUACAAGCGUUUACGACACCUCUUGAUAUUAAAAAAACAUCAAAUGAGUCUCAAACUAUGCCGCAACCACUUGAAGUUAAUGACAAACUUCAAAGCAAAAUCGAAGCAAAAAGUGAUGACAAAAAAAGUGAUGCCGAAAUUAAACCUGUUAAUUCUGUGGACAAAAUAACAAGCCGCGUCAUAACAACAUUUGAGGAGUUGGUUGAUAACAUCAGUAAGGAUAGUCCUACUGAAGAAAAACAACAGGAAAGUGAAGAGAAAGUGCAAAAUAGUAAAAAUGAUAGUAUCCAAACUAUUCAACUAAACAUUCCAGAGAAUGGUAAAUUAGAUAGUAUAAAAACUAUAAAUGUAACACUACCCAAACCAGACGAAAAUAGUAAAAUUGAUAGUAACGAAAUUAUAAAAGAAACUAAAGAGGAAAGUGACAAGAAGACGACAGAAACCAGCUACGACCAAAUCUAUGAGAUAGAUAAGUCUAUCGUUGAUCUGCUUGACAACUUUAAUUGGGACAUUUGA